Messenger RNA from Symbiodinium natans, 2397 nucleotides. NCBI's taxonomy places the organism in Eukaryota, Dinophyceae, Suessiales, Symbiodiniaceae. The record is from the annotation of a GenBank genome assembly.
AUGCAAGCAGCCAGGGCACCUCGCAACUCGACUGGAACACCGAGAAGCCGCCUGAAGCCGUGGGAAGUGUAUCGCUUCUAUACCUGCGCACAUCACAAGGCAGGCGUGGAUCUCAAUCUUUUCCUUGAGCUGAAUGUGUUCAGUGCCUUGGGCCUGGACAUGUCAAAGGACUUUGGCGUAUGGGCCCACUUCUGCCCGCCGGGCCCUCCAGACUUUUGCUACAACCCUGAAGCGAAAGUGCGUAUUGCGAUGGACAUCUGCUCCUGGGAAACCGUCCAGCUAGAACGUGAAGCAGCCAGUCCCCAGCGCGUGCUGGUGGCAGGGACGGUGCGGGAUCCCUUGGACAUGGUGGCUUCGGCUUAUUGCUAUCACCAUGCCUGGAAUGAGUGGAACAACCCGACCUUUGAAAAGCCGCCGUUGAAGGUCGAGUUUAUGGACGUCCACGAGGGUGUCGAUUUCAUGGCAAAGAACAUGCUCGAAGCUGUGGCCAACAUGACGAGCAUCCAUUCCCAGCCCCACAGCGAUACAUAUCGCAUAGCCUACGAGGCCAUCACCCGCUCCUCGCAGGACUUCGACGAGGAGGUGACGAAGCUUAUCGACUUCUGGUCUCAAGGACUCUUGACACAGAGAGAGCGCGACCUGGCCCUGGAGGCAGCAAGAACCACAGACCUCCACCGUCACCCGGACCACCAGCCGGCGAACCACACCAACGACGAGGAGUGCAUGGCCCAGGCGAGGGCAGCCACGCACACGUUGCAGCCAGAGAUCUUGGCGCAGUACCAUGAAUUUCAGAGACGGCUGGGAUACGAGGCUCCCUGGGCGCUGCUCAGUUCUUGUGUUCAAAACGCGCAGCCGUUUGGCGUUCUGUCGCUGGUGCUUCAGUGCAACGUGGGUGUGAUUGCCGGCUACCAUCUCUUGGCGCGGCGCUACGUCGCAGAAGGAGACGACUGGAAGGCCUAUCGGCUACUCCAGCUGGCCCUCAUCUACGUCUUCACGCUCCGGAAUGCACUGAAGGUGCCAGAGGAGGCAGCCCGUGACUGGGCCACGCGCACGGACCGCAUUGUGGGCGAGAUCCGAAUUCUCAAGGACCGGCUGUCCUCGGAGCAGCACAGGCGCUACACCAAACUGCCAGAGGCGAAUGCCACCCUGCGCAUCAGCGGCUUGCGCAUAGCCAUUGUCUCGAUCUGCGCGUACCCUCCGGGUCAUCCACUGAUCUUACGGAACAUCACCCCAGAGAACCGCAAAGCCUAUGGCAACCACCAUGGCUACGAAGUCUUCGUGCAUUACGAGCACCCCAUGCCCGACAAGGGCGUGCACAUUCAGCAUUCAAAGCUUCAGCUGGUGGCAGACUACCUGCGCACUGGCCUCUACGAUUGGGUCGCAUGGUUCGACUGCGACUCCAUUAUCAUGAACUUGAACCGCACCCUGGACUCUGUGAUCCACCGCUAUGCGCGGCGAGCCCUGCGGCUGGCACAGAAGCCCACGCGCUCGAAGACCGCCAAGAGGCCCAGCGAGGGCCGGGAAGGGCCGGACGAGCAGCAGGUCACUGUGGACCAGAGCACCUAUGACGGAACCUUCCAUGCGGAAGAGGAGCCAUUUGAAGAUGAGGUCCUGGAGUCCUUCAUCGGUCAUGUCGGCAGCUGCAACUCCGACCAGGGCUGCAUUCUGUCCAAGCGCAUCCGGGUGAACCCCCGCACGAAGUACGUGGCAACGCUGCGGGUCGCGCAGAUAGACAUGGAACAGAACAGCGAGAAGCUGUCCUUCAUCGUGCUUGGCGGUCAAAGCCUAGGCGAGUGCAACCCCCGACCAGAAAGCGACUUCGACUGUCGCCUGCAUAGUUGUUUCACCGAUGUGGAGGUCCCCCAGGCCGCCGUCGCCACAGGCGUCGUCACGCUCGAAGCCCAGGCUGUUCGCACUCACAACGACGCUUGGACCUUCCUGGAGAUUGCCACUGCAGCCGCAUCCACGGCAUCUGUUAUUCAGCGGCGCUCGCUGCAUAUGAGGGUGGAAACUGACCACACCGCCAGAUUUUACUACGGGGCCCAGGCGCACGCAGGCACAGAAGGUAACGAAAAGGCGGAUGCACUCGCCAACGCUGGGCGUACACAGGGGCGCAACGGCGGAAGUAACAUGGUUCCCCCGGACACUCCGCCCCAGGACCACACCCCCACCAUGUCAGCGGACACCAUGGUGCACGCCAUGAAGCAGGCUGCGGCGGAUCACUUUCCUUACAAAGAACGACGCGCGCACACACCAUGGAUCAAAGACCACACCCUACAGCUCCUGGCCCAGGCACGGGCAGCGCAAGCGGAAGGUCACGAAGAUUGGAAAACGCAAAGAAACAAAGCCAAGAGGGCAGAAGGGAUAGAAUCGACUGGGUUCAUGACCAACUUUUAG